AUGUCGAGUGAUGAGGAUAGCAGUAUAAUUUAAUAUGGCGUCUCAACUUGGCUUUGCCUCUCCGCCAAGCAGUCUCGAGCCCUAUUUAAAUUAUAUCUGGCAAGGUUUUGCCAACGAAGAAAUGGACAGCUAUGCUAAGUAAUCAAUUCCCGCAGAAGGCAGGAGCCUAGCCCUAAUCAGCUUUCGGAGUUGGUUUUUUCCUCAAGGGUAAAGGAGGGUUUGGAGUUGGAAAGGAGGCACCUAGCUAUGCCUGCAGGGAAUACCCAGGCCAUCGUGCAAUGCCGCUAGCGAGAAACCCAGGAGUUUCGCCCCUGGGCUUCAACUUUUCCUUUUUUGCCGAAAGCCUACCAGAAAACCCAUUUUUUGGGUUUUUUGUGUGGACAACCUUGCAUCUCGCAGCCUCAAGCAAGGCCGCAGAAUUCCUAAAUCUGCCCACUCAACACUGGAGCAAGGUUGUAGCUUGCAAGAAGGAGGCGUUCAACAGAACAGGCUAGCCAUUAAGUUGGAGUGCUAUAGGCGGUGUCGCAAAGCGGAGGAACCUUCGGGGCUGGGUGGCUGCGUAAACAAUAAGGACUUAGCAGCCGUUAAUCUCCUAAUUAAGAUUAAGAUUAAGAUGAGGAUAGCAGUUCUGAAGGAGAAAAAUGUUCUCCAGGCCCACAAGAUUACUUCAUAAUAAUGAGUAACGUUUUCAAUCCACAAGCAAACAGAAAAGCAUACCGACUUGAUAAAAUUUGCAUAGUCUGUUCUAGUAAAUUUUCGCUUUUAGGGAGUAAUAAGAAACAUCAUUGUAAAUUUUGCUUCAGAGGAGUUUGUAGGAAAUGCUCAACAAAUAAAGGCUACCAGCCUGAGCUGCAGGGCAGGUAUAGAAUUUGUGAUAAUUGUUACAACAAAGCUCUUGAAAGCCAAAAAACAUCACAAAAGGCAGUUGAAUCCACCCCUGAGGUAUACAACUUAAUAUAGUUGUAUCUUAUUGAUAGAAAACAAUAAUUAUAUGGCCAUUUAUUUUAUUUUUUAUAAUUGAAGAUGAAGCUAAUGAGUCAGCUGAAGAAAAAAAAUAUGAAGAAUUAACAAAAAAACUUGAAGAAGAAUUUUCUGCUAAAAAAGCUGAGCUGGAAGCCGAAAUCUCAAAAAUCAAUGAAGAAAAAGGAAAAAUCGAGCUUGAAGAAAAUGGUCUCCGGAGACUUAUAGAAGACUCCGGCAAAGAAAUGCGGAAAAAAGAUAUCAGAAUCAUCGCAACCCGCGAAAAAAUCCAAGAACUAAAAAAAGAUACCACAGCUGACAGAGAGCGUGUAAAAGAGUUACAUAAGUUAAUAAAAGACCAAGAAGUGGAAAAUGACCAUUUAAAAGAAAAAUUAGAAGAAACACGUGUAGAAAGGUCAAGAUCAAUAGACAGUAUAGACGAUAGCUCAUCUUUUAGUGAAAAACCAUUAAAACAGACUUUGGACUCUAUAAAAGAACAGACGGAUGCAUUGAAGCAGGAAAUUGAUGAAAUGAAAAACAGGAUGGAUGAAAUAAGAGAAGAACUUAAUGAAAAAAAAGCAGAGGCGGGGGUGCUAGAAAAAACUAUUGAAAUGAAAUCGACUGGAAAUCCAGAGCCUGAAGAAGAAAGUGAAACGUCAGUAAGGGAGCUGCAAGAGAAGAUUAUGAGGCAACAACAUGAAAUUCAAGCACUUAAUAACCAGUUGACCAAGCAGGGAGUUAUAAAUGGGCCAGACUCUGAAAGUAGAGGUAUUUGCAGGUGCGUUAUUUGUUAA
This is a messenger RNA of Blepharisma stoltei, 1754 nucleotides long. Lineage: Eukaryota; Ciliophora; Heterotrichea; Heterotrichida; Blepharismidae. The record is from the annotation of a GenBank genome assembly.